Molecule: messenger RNA, 4139 nt
Organism: Vitrella brassicaformis
Lineage: Eukaryota; Vitrellaceae
Source: the annotation of a GenBank genome assembly
UUCUGUCCACCAAUCAAUUCAAUUCAAUGCAAGUCAACCCAGUCAACGCAAUCCACCGACACGAAAGAACGACCACCAAUCACUGCGCCAUUCCCCCCGAACCACUGAAGCCCCCCACCCCUCCCAAUCGGCCGCCCUGUGCGGCGGUGGCCAUGAGGCCGCCCCUGCCGGCUGCCAUCUGCAGCCCCAGUGCGCCCCUCUUACCGCCCAAUGUGCCGGGCUGCGCGGGCAGAGUGGCUGCGAGUCGGCCCAUCUUUUGUGUGCCCGACACGAUGUAGUUGGUCAGCUUCUUGUGGCGGUCACGCAUUCGCUUGAUCUGCAGAGACACGACGAUACACACCGCGAGGGGGGGGUUUGGAGUCUUUUAUAGGUGUGUGGGUGUGGGUGACCUCUUGCUGUGCUGUUUUGAUGGCCUGUUGGCGGUCGUCGAAGUCACGCGUCAACAAAUCGGAAUUCACAAUCCUGACACACACAAGGACAGGUAUGAGACGUGUCUCACUGGAGUGCCAUCGUCUGGUUUGCUUACCCGGUUUGUUGUCUGAGUUUGACGUUUUCGAGCCGGUAGUCGUCCCUUUCGUGCUUGGUCUUGGCCACCAGGUCACGCUGACUCGACAACUCUACACACACACACACACACACAGGGAGAGGGACAGAGAGAGAGAGAGAGAGGGAGAGGGAGAGGGAGUGAGGGAGAGAGGGAGAGACACAGCUCAGAGUGCACACACGUGUCCCUGUGUGUGAAGGGGCAAGGGGUGUGUAUGUGACCUGAUUCUAGCUGCGAGAGUUCUUGCCGUAGUGUGUCGACCUCGUAGUGGAGGAACUGCAGCUUCUCCCGCAUGUGGGUGGUCACCUGGACGGUGCUCACCGUCUUCUUCCGCAGCUUGUGCAGCUCCUCGUUGCGCUCCUCUAUCUUCUCAUUCAACGUCUGGCGGUCGCAGGCACGCACGCACACACGAGGCAACACACCCAGCGCACAUACAUACGAAGAAAAUCGCCAUUCCUUACUUGGUUUUCGAUUUUGAGCUGUUCGAAGUCGAUGAUAUGGAGGUUUUCGGCGAGCUCGUCUUUCUUUCUCAGCUGCUGCUCGAGGCGUGAGAGCCUGUUCUUGAGCGAGAUGUUGGCGCCGCGAACCUCCUCGACCUCAUCGUCCUUCUCCUUCUCAAAAUCCUCCAACACCUUCAUUCAUCGCCACACACACGCAUGGCUGUGGUGGGGGGGUCGGGAGGAAUCAGCUACUUACCUGUAGGACCUUGGGUGGGAUGGGUUUGCCGGUUCUCGAGUACUCGGCGUUCUUGGCCACCUGCCGCUUGAACUCCCGAAAGGCGUCGCGACACUCAAUCGCCUUCUGGCGCUUCUCCUCCAACUGACAUGCACACACGCAUGACACCCACACACACACACGUGUGUGUCUUCCUUUCCUCCCCAUCCAUACCUUGUUCUUGAGUUCUUCUGACAUGCGCGCGGCGCGGACUUGUAUCUGUCUCAGCUUGAGGCGCACGCCGUGGACGUGGUGGAGGACGUUGGUGUACUUGGCUUCGGUGACGCGAGUGGCGGUGUUGGCCAUGACGUGCGGCUGCUCCAUCCCGCCAGCCUGCGAACCGAACUUGUGACGCCACAAGGCCACCUGAGAAAUGCACAGAGAGACAUUGGAGAGGGGGGGGUGUCUGUUUGGUGUUGGGUGGGGGGAUGGGGGGCUUAAGUGGGUGGGGCGUACCUUUCUCUGCAGCUCUGCGUUGUCUUUUUGAAGCUCGUUCUGCUGCUGCUCGAAAUCCUGAUUGAAUGUGUCACACAGACAUGCAGCCACUAUCUCUCUCUCUCUGUGUCUCUCGGCCGACUCACAACGAGGAGGUUGGUGAGUUCCUCGUGUUCAUCCAGCAGCCUCUGCUCCUCCCUCUGCCUCAUGAUCUCCUCGGUGUCCUCCGGGACCAGCUCCUCACCCACAGCCGACAGCUGCUCCUCACCCUCCUCGGCCGACUCCUCGGCCUCUGUCUCGGCCUUUGGGAAACCUGAACACACACAGACAGACAGACAUACAAAUAGACAGAUGUGUGUGUGGAUGGAUGGAUGGAUGGAUGAGGGGUUGUGUGUGACCAGGUGUGGGUAUGGGUCCUGCGAGGGGCGGUGGGAGAGGCGCGGCUGCCUCGAACUCGGGCACCUCAGCAGGCGGCGGACGGAACUCCUCACCCUCUACGGAUGGAUCCACACACAUGCAUCCUUUACAUCCUGGUGUCUAUGUGUUUUGUGUCCACUGAUUGACAUACACACAUUUACCUGCGGCCUCCUCUCCCUCAGGGGCCUCAGCGGCCUCCCCUUCGGCAGCAGCAGGCACCUCCGCGCCCUCACCUUCAACAGCCUCCCCCUCGACACCCUCGGGCACUCCCUCACCCUCAACAGCGGCCUCCUCGCCCUCAGCCACUGUCACAAACUCAACGCCCUCCACUGGUGGGGCCUCAGCAGCCGCGGCAGCAGCAGCAGCAGCAGCGGCCUCUGCCUCGGCUGCUGCUUGUGCUGCAAGCUCCUGCUCGGCGAUGAGGGCCUUGGCGGAUUCCUCAUCUUCCUGGGCCUCCUUGGCCUUCUGCAGGGCCGCGAGGGCGUCUUCGUCCUCGACGGCGAGAUCCUCUUCCUCCAGAAUGGUGUCGAUCUUGAUCUCUGGUUGAUGAUGAUAUCGCUUUCCGAUGGUUGGUGUCUGUGUUGAGUGUGUCUCGUGUGUACCUACCGGCGUGUCCCGCAGCGGCUGCUGCAGCAGCCUCUUUGCCUGCUUCGGCGCGGAGAAUCAAUCCCUCAGUCCACUCAGCCUGUCACGCACAAACAACCCGUACAAUGUGUCUCUUUCAUUCUUUCUUCAAGCGUGCGCUGCAGUCCGUGCACACCUUGAGGUGGGGCGUGUCUCCCUCAUCAUUGUGGAUCUCAGGAUUUGCACCCCACUCCAACAUGCGCCUGACACCAAUUGCAACAUAUAUACUUGUCCCAUCGUUUGUAUGCCUGUGUAUGUCAAUGAAUGUCUGUGUGUGACGACAUACGUACCGUAUGAGUUCGCCCCGUUCCUUCUUGACGAGUAUAUGUAGGCAGGUGUUGCCGUUGCGGCACUUGGUGUUGAUGAUCCGCCGCAUCUCCUGCGGACGGUCCUCGCACUGAUAGAAAAACUCCUCCCAAAACGAAUCCUAAGAGAUCCAUCCAACCAACGACCAUCCAAACACACACCCAGAAGGGACAUGGCCCCACACACAGGAAACCUCUGUCUCUCUUGCCUUUCACCUGUGCAUUCUCCAUGCCGACUUCGGCCUCGUGAACGCACGCCAGAAAGAGCCCGGUGUCGCCAUGUCUGUCCUUGGCGCCCACAUCCAGCCCCUGCUUCAGGAAGUCCAAUGCCUGUUCAUAGUCGCCCCGUCGGAGGGCACUGGUCAUCGGACAGUCACCUGCAGCCACAGACAGCCAUGAGGAACCACACACAUGAAUGUAUUUCAUUGUACCAUCGGUGUUGAAGGCGUAUUGGUCUGCGCCUCUCUCGAGAAGGUAUGCAAUGGAGUCUCCCCUGCUGUUGAAAAGCGGUGUCUGGUCCUUGACGCCCGACGACCUGAUGUUGACGUUGUUGCCGAGGGUCUCGACGAGGAACCGUGUGAUGGCCAGUGAGAACUGACUCGCAUGUGCGAGCAUCGACUGGUAGCCGAAUAUUUCCACCUCCAAAGGCUGGCCCUCCUUCAACCCAUCGAUCUCCUGCGCUUGCACAUACGAUCGCAGCAUCUGCAGGAAGGAAUGGAAUGGCAUGCAUCAAAGACACACACAAGCAGACAGGAGAAAUGCAACUGUGUCCGUCUUUGUGAAUGCACUCGUGUGAUAUGCCCACGUACGUCCUCGAGCGCCUCGACGUCAUCCUCCUGGACGAGUGAAAAGAUUUGGCCCCAUUUCUCGGACGCAGGGUCCUCGGGGUUGACGUAGCGGGCAAACGCGGUGUGCUCAGCAAUGUGGGAACCCGGCUCCCACGUCAUCCUGCUUGCCUUGCCGAUCUGCCGGUUGUCAGGGCUGGUAGAUGAGUUGGUGCGGAUUGCAGGCUGAGUCGCACCACAGAACUUCUGAAUUCCUGUCUGGUGGCUGUCUGCAGGCGAAUCCCUUCCCGAGAUUUCGAGACUGCGGGCGUGCGG